CAUUUCUAAAUUAUCAGAGGGGUGCUGUGAUGGCAGAGCAUUACUGCAGAUUUUUUGUUAUCUUCUGAAGUCUGUUUAUUUGUCUACCUUUCUUACAUCCUGUACAACAUUUGGUAAAACAAUAUUAAACCUGGAGUUGAACAAAAUCUGCUAGGAUCAUCUCUUCUUGAUACAUCAGCUGCGGAAUGCCGGAAGAAAAAGCAUCUCCUGAAAAGGCUGUUGACAGCCCCCUUGGAAAACCCAUGGGAACUGCAAUCUUGUGCCAGAACUGUGGAAGAGAAUGCAAAGGAGAGGUCCUGAGGGUGCAAAAUAAACAUUUUCACAUAAAGUGUUUCAUAUGCAGAGUAUGUGGUUGUGACCUGGCCCAAGCAGGAUUUUUUGUCAGACAAGGGGAAUACAUUUGUACUUUGGAUUAUCAGAGGCUUUAUGGCACAAGAUGUUUCAGCUGCAGUGAAUUUAUUGAAGGCGAAGUGGUUUCAGCACUUGGCAGAACAUACCAUCCAAGUUGUUUUGUCUGUGCAGUCUGCAGACAGCCAUUUCCUGCUGGAGAUCGUGUUACCUUUAAUGGGAAGGACUGUAUUUGCCAAAAGUGUUCAGAGACAGUAACUGCCAGUGAAAAAACAUCAGGUCAAACUCUCAGAACAUGCGGUGGCUGUGGCUUACAAAUAAAGAACGGACAGUCAUUGAUAGCUCUGGAAAAACACUGGCACUUGGGCUGUUUCAAGUGUAAUAUAUGCAACAAGGUGCUUCAUGCAGAGUACAUCAGCAAGGAAGGUAUUCCAUAUUGUGAAACUGACUAUCAUGCAAAAUUUGGAAUUAGAUGUGACCACUGCGAGCAGUAUAUUACAGGAAGAGUCCUGGAGGCAGGGGACAGACACUACCAUCCAACCUGUGCACGAUGUGUCAGGUGCAGUCAGAUGUUUGCAGAAGGAGAAGAAAUGUAUCUUCAAGGAUCAUCCAUUUGGCAUCCAGCUUGUAGACAGGCAGCAAAGGCUGAAGAUAAACACAAGGUGACUAGAACAUCCUCAGAGAGUAUUACAUCUGUUCCAACAUCAAGUAUUUCAGGGUCUCCUAGCCGUGUGAUUUAUGCAAAGCUUGGUGAUCAAAUACUUGACUACAAGGAUCUGGCCGCUCUUCCCAAAAAUAAAGCCAUCUAUAACAUUGAACGUCCUGAUCUGAUCUCCUAUUCACCAUAUAUUAGUUACUCUACAGAUGACAGGCAUAGCUAUGUGGAGUCACCUCAGUUGCUUUCACCUACACCUACUGAGGGCGAUCAGGAUGAUAGAUCAUUCAAACAAUGGCGGACCUCCAGUCCUAGUUCUACUUGCUCAUUUGGGUAUGGGCGUUAUACUCCUAUAACAUCUCGUUCUCCUCAGCAUAGCAUCAAAACAGAGCCAUCCCUAGCUGGUCGCCAGUCCCUACUUACUGGCAGCUGUAGCUCCCUUUCUUUGCAUCCCAGCCAUACGUCAACAUUCAAACAUCACUACAUCCCUUACUAUAAAGGCAGCGAAAGUGGUCGAAGCACCCCAAGCUUAUCCAUGUAUUCAGACAGCAAAUCUUCAUCAUCUACCUACCUACAGGCUCCCAGGCAUUUCCAUGUUCCAGAAAAUGGAACAGCAGAAAACAUUUACAGAAGACCGCCUAUCUACAAGCAACAAGCACUGCGAAGAUCAGAUGGGGAGGAUGGUCAAUCUGAAGACAGAAAGCUAAGAACAAGCUGGUUAAUCCUAAAAGGGGAGAUGGAUGCACGAGUAAUGGAGCUGGAUCCCAAGUCAUCGUCUCAGAGUGUAGAGGCUGACAAAGAAUGUUUAUCAAAACUUCAGGGGGAUACAUUCUGUUCAAAAUUUCCUUAUUCAAAAUCAGCCUCUCUCCCGGGAUAUGGAAGAAAUGGAUUGUACAGGGACAAGGAUAUUUCCCGGUAUGACGCAAAUCAGGAUGACAGCUGGGGAACACGAGAAUACAAGGUCUACCCCUAUGAAAGUCUAAUUGUAAGGAACAGAGUGCGCACUAACCUGCCAAAAGAUGUAGACAGAGCCAGACUGGAGAGACAUUUAUCCCCAGAAGAGUUUCAGAAAGUCUUUGGAUUAACUGUUGAAGAGUUUGAUCGACUGGCACUUUGGAAAAGAAAUGACCUAAAGAAGAAAGCUAUGCUUUUCUAACACUAUGGCAACAUACAAAUUACUGCUUAAUCAAACAAUACUUUGAUAAUGCCAUUCAUACUUGCUGUUUAACUGUUGUGCAGUUUCAUUAUUCUGUGAGAAGAGUUAAGGAAGAGUAUGAAAAAGCAUUUUGGAAUAUUGGUAUUUGCACAUAUUGCAUGAGCAGAUAUAUGAUUAUAUGGGCAAGUCUUGGCAUAAGCCAGUCUUCAGUAUAACAGUGAUGUAUAGUUCUCAAGUUAAAUAAGUAUUUAUAUUUGAUGCUAAUCAUUAAAAGUAAAUAAACCAAAAAUGCAAACAUUAUGCAUUUUAUAUCUGUACCUCUCCGCUCAUAAAUCUACACACAUAUAUACAACCACACAUACACAUCACACGCACGCACACACACACACACACACACACACACACACACACACACACACACACACACACACACACACACACACACACACACACCCUGUAGUGGGUCUGCUACAAGUGCUUACGUACUAUUAGCUUGCUAAACACUUGCUCUCUGUCACUUCCUUGAAAAUUGCAAGUGCUCUGACUCCCACUAGUUCAAUCUUACUUAAUUUAUUCCUCUCAUCACCUGAUCCUAUUAAGCUGCAUAGCUUUACCAGAGCCCUAACUCUAACAGUAAAAAUCCCACCCAGUUCGUAACCUGCCUUCUCCCUAACCCUAGAACUCCAAACCCCAUUCCUAAACCUGCAUUCCCUGAUCACUCUGUAACCCUUAACUCCCAUCCUGCUCCUUAAACCUAAAACCUUCUUCCACUUCCUGACUCUAGCUCUCCCUUACUUUCCAAUCCUAAAAUUUCCCUUCUGUUCCCUCCCUCCCUAUGGCUGCUGCAUUUAACUCACUUGACACCAAUAACAUGUUUAGGUAAGAUAUUUCAGUUUGAGCAUGAGUACUCGCCUCUAAAAGCUACAAGCUGUGACUCCCUGUCAUUGAGACAGUGUUUUUUGAUCAUUUGUUGAAGGAGAAGGAGGAGAGCGAGAGAGAUUUGUGUGUGUUGUAAAAAUAUGUGUAUGUAUAGUUUAUAUAUGCAAAUAUGGUUACUGAGUGCCAGAAACGUGUGCAUUGUAGUCUCUGUAAAUUUCAGAAAAUAAGAUAAAAGCCAAAGAAAAAAAAAUGCGAGCUAGCACUAAAAGAACAUAAUUUCCUCUUUUGCAGACCAAUGUGAAAAAUAAACUUCAAUUAUUGCAGUGUCUUGUUAAAAUUGAUGCUGGUAACAUUAUGCAUCCUGCUUAUGGUGACUGGCUAAAAAUAUUUAUUAUAAUGCAAUACUUAAUUUUAUUAAAAUAGAUUGCUAUUAGAGAGAUAUUAUUUGACAAGCAUAAAAGGGGAAAUUUCAGCCUGCCAUAUUUUUAUCAUUUCCCCUUUUCACAAAGUUUUGCUAAUUGUUCACAUUAUCUACAGUAUUUAUGUUGUCUUAUACCUAUAAAAAUGAUACAGUAAAGUUCUGUAUACAGAAACAAAAGCUAUAAUCUGGCUUCAUUGUGCAAACAUCUAAACAGUAUUACCUACCUUCCUUGAGCAAAAGGCUUCUUUGUGUGGUUAUUGAGGCAAUAUACUGUACAGGCAAAAACAACUUGUUCUUUAUGCAAAUGAAUAAUGCUGCAUUGUUUUAUUACUGUAAGAAGUAUGCUUUUAAACCAUAAUGUGAAAUUAAACAAAUGGCAUAUUUGCUAAAGAAUAAAAACUUAUGGCUUUGUCAGAACAACAAA
Molecule: messenger RNA, 3883 nt
Organism: Protopterus annectens (West African lungfish)
Lineage: Eukaryota; Metazoa; Chordata; Ceratodontiformes; Protopteridae
Gene: ABLIM2
Product: actin binding LIM protein family member 2
Exons: 22
Coding region: 186-2159 (657 amino acids)
Biological process (GO): cytoskeleton organization; lamellipodium assembly
Cellular component (GO): actin cytoskeleton
Molecular function (GO): actin filament binding
Source: RefSeq, a predicted model, not a curated record